ACGCGCCCGCUCGGGACCCGCCUCCGCACCGAGGAGGCGAGGCUAGGCGGGGCCGGGCCCUAGGGCUGGGCGGAAGUGCAGUGUCCGACCGGGAGGAGCGGGCUGGUCGCGGUGUGCGCGCUGUGCGAGGGGACCCGGCGAGGUCAUCAGUGAGAAGUGGAGAAAUGGCUAAAUUGACCCAGCUAAUUGACAAUGAAGUCUUCCGUGCUUAUGCUACCUACGCAGCUAUUGUUCUUCUAAAAAUGAUGCUAAUGAGCCUUAUAACUGCAUACUUCAGAAUCACGAGAAAGGCAUUUGUCAACCCAGAAGAUACAGCAUCAUUUGGUAAAGGUGAUAGUGCUAAAAAAUUCCUGAGGACUGAUGCAGAUGUUGAACGUGUACGCAGAGGCCACCUGAAUGAUCUUGAAAACAUUGUCCCAUUUUUUGGCAUUGGACUGCUGUAUGCUCUUUGUGGCCCUGAUCUGUCCACAGCCUUGCUGCAUUUCAGGAUCUUCACUGGGGCAAGGAUCCUUCACACUUUCGCAUACUUGAUCCCUCUUCCCCAGCCCAGCAGAGGUUUGUCUUGGGCAGUUGGGUAUGCAGUUACCAUCUCAAUGGCAUACAAAGUGUUGAGUAAAGCAUUGUACCUGUAGCUGAGUCAUAGCUUCUGUGUAUCAUUCAACAUUCCAUGCUAAGUUUCCAGUGGUUAGUGUUUUGAAUGAGUUGUCACAAGUUUUACAGAGUGAGUGGAAUUCAUUUUUCAGCAGAGGCUUUUCAUUCCCGUUUAGAAAUAUUUCUUUUUGGAGGAAAAAAAAAAUCCCUUUUCCUGUAUUCCCUAUUCAUAGGCUGUGCUGCCAAAAUGUUAGAUUGAAUGUUCUCUUUGCUAUUUGUCAAGUGCUUACGAUUCUAAACAUACGAUGAUGCUGUAUUGAUAGCAUGUGUGGUAAUUUUCUACAGAUGCACUAUUUUUGGCUGUAGCUCUGAAAUCUAAAUCAAUAAAGACAAGAUGAAAAAAAG
Messenger RNA from Numida meleagris (helmeted guineafowl), 996 nucleotides. It is a transcript of the gene MGST1, whose product is annotated as microsomal glutathione S-transferase 1. Lineage: Eukaryota; Metazoa; Chordata; Aves; Galliformes; Numididae. The record is from RefSeq and is a predicted model, not a curated record. Gene Ontology annotation, cellular component: membrane; mitochondrion. The coding region runs from base 165 to 632 and encodes 155 amino acids. Gene Ontology annotation, molecular function: glutathione transferase activity. The transcript is spliced from 4 exons.